AUGAACCUAUCAUGUGAUAGGUCUGAGAGGCAGGAACCUGUCCCUAUGCCACCAAAGAAGAAAGGAAGGCCUAGGAAGGAACAAUUUGAACCCAGUCAAGCAUCAUGUGAUAGGUCUGAGAGGCAGGAAGCAGUUCCUAUGCCACUAAAGAAGAAAGGAAGGCCAAGGAAAAAGGUACAUUCUGAUCCAAAUCAAGCAUCAGGUUCUAAAUCUAUUAAAAGCAAAAAUGAUGGUUUAGAUGGUCAUGUUGAAGGUAGGGGAUGUGAGGAACAAGUGAAAGAUUUGUUUGACAAUGAAGAUAUUGAUGAUGACAGUUUGGUUGAUAUGAUGUGCACUUUUGAAGCUUCUCUUAGCCAACCAAAGGAUAAUUAUCAGAAAAAUGAUGGAUUCCAAGAUGCAAUGGAUGCUAUUAUUCAAAGUAUUCUUCAUGCUAAUGAUGACAAAGGUGUUGAGGAAGUUGAACCUGACCUGACAAAAAAACUUGAUGAGGUUGAAGAUGCAAUGGAUGCUAUUCUUAAAGGUACAGAUGAAAAAAGAAAUGCAAGUGAUGUUCUCCCAGAGAUGGUGAUGCUAGAUCUAGAAAAUGUAGCAGACCUACUUGGGGCAGGAUAUAGCAUGACUGAAAUAGAGAGCUUGAGAGGGUUCAAAGUUGAAUUGGAUGAUAUGCCAACAGUUAAGAUGGAUGUGAAUGAAGUUGAGGAUAUUCCAUAUGUUGAUGGUGUGAUGGAAGGAAAUGAAGAUGAUGGUCUUAUAAAUGAUGUUGUGGAGGAAAAUGAGGGUGAUGGUGAAGGUGAUGAUGCUGAUGAAGUAGCAGGUGAGGGUGAUGGUGAGGUUGAUGGUGAUGGUGCUGGUGAGGGUGAUGGAGAGGGUGAUGGUGCUGGUGAGGAUGAUGGAGAGGGUGAUGGUGCUGGUGAGGAUGAUGCAGCAGAUAUGGAGGGAAAUGAUGUUGAUGAUGAAGGUCAUGUACCACCUAGAAGGACAAGAAAGCCCUCAGAAAGGAUCAUCCUGCAAAAGUUGAAGAAACCUUGUUUUGACAAAGAUGGAAGGGGUUCCACAUCUAGCUAUCCAGUAGAUUUGGAGUAG
Molecule: messenger RNA, 1083 nt
Organism: Lactuca sativa (garden lettuce)
Lineage: Eukaryota; Viridiplantae; Streptophyta; Magnoliopsida; Asterales; Asteraceae
Source: RefSeq, a predicted model, not a curated record